CGGUGGCGCAGAUUUUGCGACGUCAGAUCGCGAGAAAGACCGACACCAAGAUGCCGACCGUAGGAGUGAAGCGCGAUGAGUUGUUCGCAGCCAUCGGCCAGACGUUCACAGACGAAGAGUUCGAUCAUCUUUGCUUUGAGUUUGGCAUCGAGUUGGACGACGUCACGAGCGAACGCCAAAUCAAGCAGAAGGAACAGGGAGUGAAUGCCGCGAUUGGCGCCGACGACACAAUCAUUUACAAGAUUGAUGUGCCGGCUAACCGAUACGACUUGCUGUGCGUCGAAGGGAUUGCGCGUGCGUUGCGCGUGUUCAUGAAGAAAGAACUGCCACCCGUGUUCCAAGUUGUCCCUGCCAAGAACCACGAAGUUCACCGACUCACGGUCAAGCAUGGCAACGGAUUGGAGACUAUCCGUCCGUACGCCGUGUCGUGCGUGUUGCGUGGGGUCACGUUCACGCAAGCGCGCUACGACAGCUUCAUUGAUUUGCAGGACAAGUUGCACCAGAACAUUUGCCGUCGUCGCACACUGGUCGCCAUCGGCACGCACGACUUAGACACGAUCGAAGGGCCAUUCACGUACGAAGCGCAAGCCCCGUCGGACAUUUCGUUUGUUCCGCUUAGCCAGAGUCGCGUGUUCAACGCAAAGGAACUCUUGGACCACUACCGCACUAGUCCCGACUCGAAGCACCUCAAGCCGUACACGGAUAUCAUCUACGACUUCCCAGCGUACCCUGUCAUUUACGACAAGAACCGCACUGUGCUAUCCCUGCCCCCCAUCAUCAACUCGGAGCACUCGAAGAUCAAAUUGUCGACGCGCAACGUCUUCAUUGAAUGCACGGCGACGGACAUCACGAAAGCCAACAUUGUCCUGAACACUGUCAUCGCGAUGUUCUCACAGUACUGCGACGCCCCGUUCACGGUCGAGCCCGUGGAAGUCAUGUACGAGCGGGAUGGCCACCGCGAAGUCACGCCGGACUUGUCCAAUCGCCAAGUUGUGACCAAGGUCGACGACAUCCACUCCAUGUUGUUUGGCAAGCGCCCCGUCAUCGACCUCGAUGUGCAGCGCAUUUGCGACUUGUGCGUCAAGAUGCAGUUGUGUGCAACGUACCUUCCCGACGUUCACUCGAUCGAAGUCCAAGUGCCGCCGACGCGGUCCGACAUUCUGCAUGCAGUCGACGUCAUGGAAGACGUUGGCAUCGCGUACGGCUUUGACAACAUCCCUGUCACGUUCCCGCCCACCCUCACGGUCGGGGGUGGCCAGCCGCUCAACAAGUUGGGCGACCACCUGCGCGACGAAAUUUCCCGUGCGGGGUACAUUGAGCUCCUCACGCACGGCCUGUGCUCGCACGACGAAAAUUUCAAGUUCCUCAACCGCCACGAUAACUCCACGUCGGCGGUCGUGCUGUCGAACCCUGCCACGAUCGAAUUCGAGGUUGUCCGCACGACCAUGAUCCCUGGCGUGCUCAAGACUGUGCAAAACAACAAGGGCAUGAGCUUCAAGGACGGCCUCAAGCUGUUUGAAAUCUCGGACGUCGUUGUCCUCAACCCCGCGAGCGACGUUGGCGCGUCCAACAUCCGCCGCCUCUGUGCGCUGUACACGGGCCAAACGGACGGCUUCGAAGUCAUCCACGGGCUAGUCGACCGCGUCAUGCAGCUCAUUGGCGUCCAGUGCGUGCUCGACCCGGAACACGCCACCGAGAACUAUUACUCCAUUAUCCCGUCGUCCAACCCGACGUUCUUUGAAGGCCGGUGCGCCGACAUUGUGUGGCACCGAGAUGGCGGCAAGAUCAAGCUCGGGACGUUUGGCGUGCUGCAUCCCGAAGUGCUCAACAACUACGAGUUGCUGUACCCUGCAUCCGUCGUCGAGAUGGACAUUGAGCCGCUAGUCUAAGCCUGGGAGACACGAGUAGGACGAGUAGCACCACCAUAAUGGCAACGUCCUUGCCAUGGGGA
This is a messenger RNA of Aphanomyces invadans, 1951 nucleotides long. Its product is annotated as phenylalanine-tRNA ligase, beta subunit. Bases 51 to 1889 code for a protein of 612 amino acids. The record is from RefSeq and is a predicted model, not a curated record. The transcript is spliced from 5 exons. NCBI's taxonomy places the organism in Eukaryota, Oomycota, Saprolegniomycetes, Saprolegniales, Verrucalvaceae. Gene Ontology annotation, molecular function: phenylalanine-tRNA ligase activity; ATP binding; RNA binding. Gene Ontology annotation, biological process: phenylalanyl-tRNA aminoacylation. Gene Ontology annotation, cellular component: phenylalanine-tRNA ligase complex; cytoplasm.